This is a messenger RNA of Clunio marinus, 300 nucleotides long. Lineage: Eukaryota; Metazoa; Arthropoda; Insecta; Diptera; Chironomidae. The record is from the annotation of a GenBank genome assembly.
AUGGAACAAUUUUUGAAUGCGCUUUUCAUGUUCAUGUUCGUGUAUGAAAUUGCAUCUUUGGUAAUGGUAAUUUCUGUCAUCAAUCGGAAAGUCAAUAUACCAUUUCGUUAUGUAGAGUCAUUUAGACAGACAAUGUUUAAGCCCAUAAAACAACCAAUUUUAAGUUUCGUCUUGAAUGUUCAUCAUCGAUUUUCUAUACUGAAGUUAAAUCAACCAGAACCCAAUAAAUAUUUCCAUACUAACAUGCAAUUUUUAUCGCUAAAUCAUGAACCUUGUUUCAUGUUUGCCGCUACUUUGUAA